Messenger RNA from Fusarium oxysporum Fo47, 1191 nucleotides. RefSeq lists its product as uncharacterized. The coding region runs from base 1 to 1191 and encodes 396 amino acids. The transcript has a single exon. The record is from RefSeq and is a predicted model, not a curated record. NCBI's taxonomy places the organism in Eukaryota, Fungi, Ascomycota, Sordariomycetes, Hypocreales, Nectriaceae.
AUGGCUUUCAAGAUUGGAGAUCUCCUGGCCCAGAUCAGCGGUAGUGAUGAGGGGUCUUCCGUACCCCCCAAACAGGGCCUGGUCCGGUCGAACACGUUACCCAAGAGGAAGGCCGACGAUGAUCCUCGAUCGAGUAUUUCAAAGGCACCUCGAGUGACCACAUUAUCCAGUACCGUGGCACCACGAACGACACAAUCCCCUACUGCUGUCUCAAGACCCAACCUCCCAUCACGACCCGCCGACAGAUCGAUACCCUCACAACGACCCUCGAACCCCUCGAAUGGCAGUAGUAAACCAUCCGUCUUGUCGUCCAAACCCAUGAAUGGGGGUAACAGGGUCUCCAAGCCUGUUGCCCCCAGCAGACCGUCACCGGGUCCCGCUAGCGCAUCUUCAGCACCACCGAAGAAGGGGUCUUUCGCCGAGAUUCUUGCUCGGGCUCAGAAGGCCCAGCAAUCGAUGGGACAAGUUGGUAAGAUCCAACACAAGAAGGUUGAAGGUGGUGCGUUGAAGAAGGUCAAGGAGGAGCCACCUGCCAAGGUCGAUCCUCGAGCAGCCAAAAGUAUGAAGCAACGUUCAGCACCUGCUCCCUCAGGCUACUCCGGUACAGCGAAACCAGGUCAAAGGCCAGCUCAACGGAAUGGCGCGCCUGUGUCUGGAACCGGAAGGGAUCCGCGUAACGGAAAACCCUUACCUCCGUCAAAAGCAGAACGUGGCAAGAUAGCCGGCAGCAAGUCCUCAGGCAGAGCUGCACCCCCUGAGGAAGAAACCAAGAAGGUGAAGAAGGCCGCCAUGGCUACGACUGGUUAUACUGGCACAGCCAGACCCAGACCAGGAGGUGACGUCGGCAAGAAGAAGAAGGAAGCCCCUCGUGGUGGCGCAUUACUCAGUGCCCCACGAGCUCCUCGUCCAUCACGUUCAAAGUCACGAUUUGAAGACGAUUACGACGAGGAUCUGGAUGAUUUUAUUGACUAUGACGAUGAAGAAGACGACGGUGGUCCACGAUAUGAUUAUGCUUCCGAUGGUUCUUCAGAUAUGGAGGCGGGCAUGGAUGAUAUCGACGACGAAGAGCGGCAAGCAGAGCGACUUGCCAAAAUCGAAGAUCUCAAAGAAGAGCGACUCGAGAAGCAACUCAAGGCCGAGAAAGAGGCUCGUAAGCGACAGGCCUUGGAAGCCAUGCGUGGUCGGCGCUGA